AUGACCGUUUUAAUCGAUUCGUAUUGGGAUCUCGAUUUUCCGGGAUUCAAUUGUGCGGGUUCUGUAAUGCAAGACAGAAGGCUUACGGGGCUUGCAUCUACCUACGCUGCGCUGAUAAAAGUGCCUAGCAUCUGGUCUCACGGUCCUAAUUGGCUCGUCCAGGCCCAAGAUACGUGGCCUAAAUUGGAAUUACAGCUUAAGGACACCUCUGAAUUCAGAAGUCCUAAUCCGGUUGAAACUUCUCUGCUUCUUCACAAAUCUAAUUGGAAUUUUCUGGGAAAAUAUUCCUCACUUCCAAAAUUGCAAAGGGUUCUCGCGUUCUGCCUUCGCUUCAUUUAUAAUGCGAAGGGUAAGAAUAAGCGCACCGGUAGCCUGACUGUUUCUGAAGUCGAUGCUUCUAUGGAUCGAAUAAUUCAGUUAACACAAGCAAGAGAUUUUUUUCAGGAAACCGACUGCUUAAAGUGCGAAAAAACUAUCAGCAAUAAGAGCAAGCUUUUAUCUCUCAAUCCGUUUUUGGAUAAGGGCAUUCUCAAGGUAGGGGGUAGACUGUUUCACUCUGAAUUAACCCCUGAUGAAAAACAUCCUAUGCUUCUCCCGCGAAACCAUCAUAUCACAUCUCUUAUCAUACGCCAUGAGCACAUACGACUCAAGCACGCGGGAUCUCAAGCUACCUUAUAUGCAGUUCGAGAACGUUUUUGGCCCAUUGACGGUCGAAAUACAACUGGUCGUGUAAUCCACCAAUGCGUUCCGUGUUUUUACGCCAAGCCUCACAUUUUCGUUUGUCUUGCCAGUAAAGCUACACAUCUUGAAUUGGUGAGUGAUCUCAGCACAGAAGCGUUUCUCGCAGCUUUAAAAAGAUUCUUUGCGCGUCGCGGAAAGUCCAGCUCUUUAAUUUCCGAUAAUGCUACCAAUUUUGUAGGCGCAAGCCGUGAACUUGCAGAGCUUCAAGAUUUGCUAUUAUCUGAUGAGCAUAACAAAAAUAUUCAAGAGUUUUUAGCGAAUCAAAGGUUUAAUUGGAGUUUUAUACCUCCUCGUUAUCCAGAUUUCUGGGGACUCGCGCACUGCGAGUAA
Messenger RNA from Belonocnema kinseyi, 1071 nucleotides. RefSeq lists its product as uncharacterized. The record is from RefSeq and is a predicted model, not a curated record. The transcript is spliced from 3 exons. NCBI's taxonomy places the organism in Eukaryota, Metazoa, Arthropoda, Insecta, Hymenoptera, Cynipidae. Gene Ontology annotation, molecular function: nucleic acid binding. The coding region runs from base 1 to 1071 and encodes 356 amino acids.